AUGGACUCAUCGAUAUCGUCUAAUAUUAAUAAUUUUCAGGAAAGCUAUGAUCAAUCUUCAAAUCCAUCUAGACUUAAUAAAUCUGAGAAACCAUCAACCACAACCGAUUCAAUAUCAUCAUUAGCAUCAACAACAAGAAAAAAUAAUUCAAUAUCAUUAUCAACAACAUCAGCUAAAAACAGUUCAGUAUCUGUAUCACCAAUAACAAAUUCCUUAGGUUAG
Messenger RNA from Rotaria sp. Silwood1, 222 nucleotides. NCBI's taxonomy places the organism in Eukaryota, Metazoa, Rotifera, Eurotatoria, Philodinida, Philodinidae. The record is from the annotation of a GenBank genome assembly.